This is a messenger RNA of Physcomitrium patens, 1804 nucleotides long. RefSeq names its product protein DNA-DAMAGE INDUCIBLE 1. Gene Ontology annotation, molecular function: aspartic-type endopeptidase activity; protein binding. NCBI's taxonomy places the organism in Eukaryota, Viridiplantae, Streptophyta, Bryopsida, Funariales, Funariaceae. Gene Ontology annotation, biological process: proteolysis. The record is from RefSeq and is a predicted model, not a curated record.
UUUGCUUCGCUUUGCUGCCAUUGCUGCUGCUGCGUGGACUCUGAUGCGCUCUGAUUCUAACCUUCAAUCAUCGGCACCACACCAUCGCUUUUGUUUCUUCAACAAUCUCUGUUCUCAAUCUCACCUCACACCCACGUCGCAAUUUUCUCCCGAACCUUCUAGUCUGCACCUUCCGAUCCACGUCAUCAGAAGUUUCCCGCUCAGGUGUGGUUUUGAGGAAUUGCCGAGUGGGGUUGAUUUUCGAACAGCUUGCACCUUUGGGAUAGUUUUCUGGAACAGAGUGUCGAACUGAAGAAAUGAAGGUUACUGUGUUGACUGCAGACGAGCGCAUUGUCUCCCUUGACGUGGAGCCCGAUGAAUUGGUAGAAAAUCUGAAAGCUAUCCUGGAGGUGGAGACUCAAGUACCUCUAGCGCAGCAGCAGUUACUCUUCAAUGGAAGAGAGAUUCCGAAUUCAUCUCGCCUCAAUGCAGCUGGUGUUGGAGAUAACGACCUACUCAUGCUUGUGUCAGCGCGUGCUGCCUCCAGUCCUGCAAGUGCCGCACCGACAGACUUAGGUCUCAAUCCUGAUGGAUCUGCCAUCAAUCCUAUUGCACUCAUUAGACAUUUACGGGGUGACCCCAACAUAAUGAGGCAACUCCAAGAGUCUAAUCGAGAACUCUCGCAAGCUAUAUCGAAUGACAACGUGGAUCUGCUACAAAACAUUCUGCGGCAGCAGCACCAACAAAAGCUGUUGAUGCAGCAACAACGUCAACGUGAAAUUGAUUUAAUGAAUGCCGAUCCUUUCGAUGUAGAAGCUCAGAAGAGAAUUGAGGAGGCCAUCCAACAGAAAAAUGUGGAUGAAAAUUGGGAGGCUGCGCUAGAGUAUAACCCUGAAGCCUUCGCUCGUGUGAUUAUGCUCUAUGUUGACAUGGAGGUGAACGGUUUCCCUUUGAAGGCAUUUGUGGACAGUGGCGCACAGAGCACCAUUAUUUCUAAAACCUGUGCGGAAAGAUGCGGACUUCUCAGGUUGAUGGAUAAGCGCUACAGAGGUAUAGCAAAGGGAGUGGGGCAAUCAGAAAUCGUAGGUCGGAUUCAUGUUGCUCCUCUCAAGAUAGGAAAGAACUUCUAUCCAUGCUCCUUCACAGUGCUUGAUCAAGCGGACCUGGAGUUUAUUUUUGGCCUUGAUAUGCUUCGUAAACAUCAAUGCUCAAUUGACUUAAAGGAUAAUGUACUUCGAGUUGGCGGAGGGGAGAUUUCCGUCCCGUUUCUGCAAGAGAAUGAGUUGCCGUUGCAUUUGCAUGAUGACAAGCGAUUAGAAGAGCCUUCAUCUUCGGGACCUAGCAGCUCAGCUGUUGCCUUGCAUCCUCCUGCUCCCAUUCAUGCUCCGGGAGGUCCAGUUUCUAGUCAAGAUUCCAACAAGAGAGCAAGAACCCCUCAGGAGACUCAGAAUGAUCCGAAGGUGCAGAGGUUGAUGGAACUUGGGUUUGAUCGCAACACUGUUGUCCAAGCUCUCACUCUUUUCAAUGGAAACGAAGAACUGGCUGCUAGCUACUUGUUUGGAGGGUUCUAAGAUAUUAAGUACUUAGCUCUAUUGGUUUUAUCCUUCAAUUUGGUUGUUGCUCAUUUUGUCCAGGUCAAGUUCAAUGUAGUGUAAUCUGCCGCAGAUGACAAGUUGUUCACCAUUCUUUGAAAUGUUGUGAUGUUUCCGAAUUGAGCUCAAUUGUUAGUCUCUAUCUGCAUUGUUUAUAGCUGAUAGAAGUGGAUACUUGGGUGGCAAGAGGUAUUAGAGCAAAAAAUAAAAUAAAAUAAAUGUGUUUUAUUUUA